AUGGAACUCAAUAUCAAUCAAAGUGUAUCCGAUGCUUUUUACCGGUACAAGAUGCCCGUCCUCGCGGCUAAAGUCGAAGGAAAGGGGAAUGGUAUCAAAACGGUGAUUGUCAACGUAACGGAGAUUGCCAAGUGUCUUUACCGGAAACCGAUAUAUGUAACUAAAUAUUUUGGCUGCGAAUUGGGCACUCAAAUUCAUGUUGAUGAGAAAAACGACCGAUAUAUUGUCAACGGUGCUCAUGACGCAAGUCGUCUUCAAGAACAUCUGUUUGGUUUCAUAAAAAAAUUUGUUUUGUGUUCAAACUGUGGUAAUCCGGAAACAACGCUUCACGUUAAGCCUAAAGCUGCUAUUGUCACUACGACUUGUGCUGCUUGUGGUCAUCGCGAUCAGCUCGAUCCUCGUCACCGUUUGACACAAUUCAUUAUCAAAAAUCCACCUGAAGAUAGUGGAACAACAUCUGACAAAAAAGGCAAAAAGUCGGCUGCUAAGAAUGGUGGCAAUGGCCAAGCAAAUGGCGAUGCAGACGAGCAAAAUGGCACUGGUGAUAGUCAAAGUCCGUCCGAUGAUGAUGAUGUAGACUGGGGUGAAGAUACAACUGAGGAGGCACAGAAGCAACGCUAUGCUGAACUAUCUGAUAUGGUUAAGUAUCUGACUGUCAGCGCAGAUGUUGAUAAGCCAGAUAGCGAAAGAGCAGACAUCUUCUUCAAACUUAUAUCGGGUUAUAAACAAAAUAACGAUGUUUCGAAGCGAGGAACUGAAUUGAGGAACGAGGCGUUACGUUUAAAUUUGGGCACCAGAGCAGUUUUAAUUGUUGGGGAGGUCCUGUUGUCUGAUCCAAAAACCGUCAUCGAGGACAUCAAAAAGUAUAAGCCAGUUUUAAUACAGUUUACCCGUUACGGUGAAGAAAAACCGAAGGCUCAAGGAUAUAUGCUCGGUGUUGUGGCAAGUCUGGUUGAGAAGCAUGAAAAGGUUUUGUUUCCAAAGGCAGCUCACAUUAUCCAUGCACUUUAUGAUCAUGAUAUUGUUGAGGAGGAAACUAUCUUCACUUGGUUUGACAAAAAUCUGGCGAAAAGGUACGUUUCCAAGCCAAUGGUUCCCAGGUUUAACAAGGCGUGCGAGCCCUUUUUGACUUGGCUCAAGACUGCCGAGGAAGAAUCUGAUGAGGGUGAAAGUGAGGAUAAAGAAGAGAAUGGUAACGAUCCCCAAGUCCCCUCUAAUCCAGUCUCUGCUUCUCCAAAUGGUCAGGAUGAUCAGGAAGAGAGUGAUGAUGAACUGGAUAUUGAUGCGAUAUAA
Molecule: messenger RNA, 1293 nt
Organism: Rodentolepis nana
Lineage: Eukaryota; Metazoa; Platyhelminthes; Cestoda; Cyclophyllidea; Hymenolepididae
Source: the annotation of a GenBank genome assembly